Hyla sarda is the source of this 5744-nucleotide messenger RNA. RefSeq names its product STE20 related adaptor beta (gene STRADB). The transcript has 12 exons. Gene Ontology annotation, biological process: protein phosphorylation. Lineage: Eukaryota; Metazoa; Chordata; Amphibia; Anura; Hylidae. The record is from RefSeq and is a predicted model, not a curated record. Gene Ontology annotation, molecular function: protein serine/threonine kinase activator activity; protein kinase activity; ATP binding. Bases 214 to 1479 code for a protein of 421 amino acids.
CAUGUUCGUGUUGUCCGUAGAGUCCUGGCAGAGCAAGGAGCGUCCUGUGAGGACACGACGCAAGGUUAUGACGUAAGCGUCGGCGUUGGACAGGAUUGGACGACUUGUUUCCGAGCUCUGUGGGCUGGACGGUGUCUCCCUAGGCGAUAGAGAAGUCCAGAUCAGGACCCCAGGUGGACUCAUGAAAAAGCCACCACUUGAUAAGUGUAUUCCAUGUCUUGUCUGGACUGUUCCUGUCUGAGACGGACACCUGUGAAAUCAAUAAGCCAAAGUAAAGAAUCGACCACAAGUAUCUAUCCACACUGGGCAGGUGAGCUGCCUCAGUGCUGGAUUCCUCCUGUGCUGGGAGGACAUGAGAUGCCAGUACGAUACAAUGAAGCCAACAACUAUGAACUUAAACAGGAACUUGGGAAAAGAUUCAAUAACUUAACUACAAUCUACCUCGCUCGACACACUCCUACUGGAACUCUGGUUACGGUACAGCUCACUGAUCUGGAUGACUGUUCGGAUGAACACCUUAAAUUCUUACAGAAUGAAGCUGCCAUGUCAUCAUUUUUUCGGCAUCAUAACAUUAUGGUUUCUUGGAAGAUGUUUACUGUUGGAACAUGGCUUUGGGUUAUUAACCCUUUCAUGGCAUGUGGUUCUGCCAGCAAUCUCAUGAAGACCUAUUAUCCUGAUGGCAUGAAUGAACUUUUAAUAGCAAACAUUUUGUAUGGAACAUUAAAAGGGUUAAAUUAUUUACACCAGAAUGGAUAUAUCCACAGGAGUGUAAAGGGGAGUCACAUCCUUAUUUCAGAAGACGGUCUUGUAUCUCUGUCAGGACUUGGUCACCUCUAUAGUAUGGUUAAAAGAGGUGAAAAAGCCAAGGUGGCAUAUCAUUUUCCUAAUUUUAGCACUACAAUGCUUCCAUGGUUGAGUCCUGAGCUACUAAGACAGGACCUCCAUGGAUACAAUGUGAAGUCAGACAUCUACAGUCUUGGGAUCACUGCCUGUGAAUUAGCUACUGGGCGUGUACCGUUCAUGGACAUGCACCGCACUCAGAUGCUGCUACAAAAAUUGAAAGGUCCACCACAAAAUCCUCUGUUUGGUAACCCUUUUCCCUGUGAAGAAUCCCCUAUGAAGAUCUCCCGCUCAGGUGUGGAUUCAGGUAUUGGAGAGAGUGUUGUUGCUGCAAGUAUGACUCAGACCAUGACCAGUGACAGGCUGAGAACCCCCUCUCCAAGGACAUUCUCAUCGGCUUUACAAAACCUGGUGGAAAUUUGCUUACAGCAAGAUCCUGAGAAAAGACCAUCAGCUGGAGUGUUGCUGUCCCAUCCAUUCUUCAAGCAGGUAAGGGAGCAGACCCAAGACUCCAAACCCUCACUGCUGCCUUCUCUGGCACUGCACAGGAAGCACAGUUCUGUUGGCUCAUUUCCAUUGAUUAUGAAGAAAUACUCCUACAAAUCUACAGAUGAAGCUAAAGAAUGGACAUUUCAUUAAUACCAUUUACUGAAGGAAACGAAUAUCCUUGUUUGCCUUACGUAUCAGUGUAAAGGCUUCUGUUUAAUGACCGUUUUUUUUUGUAUAAAAAAAAAUAUAUAUAUAUAUAUAUAUAUACACACACACGUGAAAGAAGAACCUCAUCAGUGCAGCACUCCCAUAAGUCCAAAAGAAAGGAGGUUUAUUCAGCUCAUAUCAAAGCAAUAUUUAAUUUCCAAACCGGAACCAUUUUCAAGCUCAGUGAUACACAUUCUUAAGGGGGUGUUUUAUGUCUUGUGAGAGAUUAGCAAAAGUGCUAAAGCAUUUCAAUAAAUCAGAUAAAUCAUAAUGAAAGUCACAUCAGUGACAAACCUAAUACAUCCUUACAGUAAUACCUUACAGUAAAUACAUUAUAUACAUUGUGCGUGUCAUUUUCAGAAAAAAAAUUUGUUGUAAAAACUUGAAAAGUGACUUAAUAACCCACUUGGCAGUGCUGUGAAGAUACAGGUGUAAACAGUUCCCAGUUAGCAUGGAUGCAUGUAGGGGAGGAAAGAACCACUCACCAUGUUCCUGCAGUAUUCUGUGGCGCUGUUAGCGUGGUGAAAAUGUAAUUGCACGUGCAGGCUAUGCAAAGAUUAGUCCAAUGUGUCACAUGAUCAGUUGCGUACAAAGCUGGAUGCCUGCUCCCGGAUCUGUAGAACCUAGCAGAACACUAAGAUAGUAGAAUCUGCUCUGCAUCUCACUGGAGCUAGCACACAGUUAAGUAGAAAGAAAACAUAUAAACCUAUAGUAUGGCAUGCAAUGCCCUCUAAGACAUGCACAGCAAAUAGAGGUAAUUGUCAUUCAUACAAACUAGUGGGAAUAAGACAUAACAUAUGCUCUGCCAUAUAGUGUCCUACAGCGAGUCAUUAGUCAUUCAUUAGAUGGCAUAUUAAAAGAAGGCACUAUAUGUGCCUAAGAUCAUAUAAUCAGACCAUUAUUGUGUGCCCAGACAUACAACCACAGUGGUGCAGGGGUGAUUAACUCCUUACCUUCUGGAGGGCCUGAAUACCCAACCAACUCGCAGAAUGGGAGCUCUAAUGGGAUGCCUGGAUACAUCAGGUCACAUUCACUGUGUCCAAAUGCAUUAUGGUAACCUCUUUGUCACCAUUGGGAUGCACCAGCUCUCAAGCAGCACCAACCCCUCUGUCACUCCUAAAGUACCCUCUUGUCUCAAUAAACGGGACUAAUGUUACUGUAAAAUGUUUUAUUAAUGGUCUACAAUAUUACUACAAAUCACAUGGCUCACAGUACAUCCCCUACCCUGACCCCUGAACACAGAAUCAAGAUGAACAUCCAAAAAAUUCUUUUCAUUAUACGUAGAUUUGUGGUAAAUAAUAAUAAAUGAGAAUCCAUGGUAUGCUGAUACUUUCUCUCCUCCAGUCCAUCAAAAAAACCAAAUACAUGUAGAGAAAUUCAAAUAAUAAUAAUCUUUCAGAUUAAUUAUCUAAUAGUCCAUUAGAUACUUCUUCAUCUGAAAAAAAAAUAUAUAUAGACGUGUGUAUUUUAUUUUUUGGGUUAUGCUCAGAGCAUAAUGUGAAUAUGCAUAUAUUGCACUUACAAACUGCAGAGAAUCAGUAAGUCGCGCACAGAGUUGACACUAAUUGCCACUUAUGGUCUUUCUGCCAUAGAUAUAAGAUUUUGAUUGUUUAGUGGGCAUUGUGUUGCUGACCAUUGCUGCACCAUUGAGUUUAUCACUCAAUAAGUAUUAUUUUUAUCUCUAUGAUUCUUAAGCUAUUUUUGUAUUGCUAAGAUUGAUUGAUUUUUUUUUUUAAAUAAAUUUUAGCGCUUUAUAUUGCGGUUUUGUAUGAAAAGCCGAACAUAAAUUGUCAGGUAUUUUAAUGUUACAUUGAAGCCUAUAUUUAUACAUUGAUAAAGUGAAGCACUGGUCAGUCCAUACUUGCAUUGCAUGUUUAUCCUAUUUCUAUUCCUAUAUUUUGCAGGCAUAAGGAUACCUGAUUUGUAAGUUUCAUUGUGGAGUACUUAAAACCUUGUUUGUCACACCCAUUAUGUAAAUACAUUAUAUUGAAGAAACUGUCAAGAAUUUACAUUUUUUAAUUUAUGUCAUUGCCCCACAGGGCACAGUCCAUGUAUGAAUAAUCACAUGUAAAGGUCCCAGACUAGGUUCCUACUAAGGGUUAAGUGGAGUAACAAGCCCAGUAGGUGCCACAGAAUGCCACCUUAGGAGACCCUCAUUGGUGCAGGAAGUGCAAUAUUAAAGAGCAACUUCUUGGAUGAAUACUUAAUUAGGUUAAUAUGGCAAGGUUUUUCACAAUUUUUGCAUUUAGUGAUCUAUUUUAUGCAUUUAUUGAUUCCUUGUUCAGCAUAAGGCUAGGGCUCCACAACUAAAGGGGUAUUUUUGAGAAAAUUGCUUUCAAGUAAAAGGGGUUGUACAGCAAAAGAAACAACGUGUCGUGAAACAAAGUGUCAAAAUGUAUAAUAAAGCAACGUUACGUCACACUCCCUGGGAGUUGAGCUCCCACCCCUGCUCUCCAUUUCUGCUCAGAGAGUGUGAUGUGAUGUCACAGCUACAAGGGUGAGAGCAUGUCCAAAGGAUAGGGGAUAAGAUGCCUGAUCGCGGGAGUCCUGCCGCUGGGGACCCCCAGGAUCUUGCACGCGGCACCCCGUCUGUAAUCAGUCCCUGGAGCGUGUUCGCUCCGGGUCUGAUUACCGGCGACCACACGGCCGGCGGCGUGUGACGUCACACCCCCGCGUGAUGUCACGCUCCGCCCCUCAAUGCAAGCCUAUGGGAGGGGGACUGAUUCGGGGACUGAUUACAAACGGGGUGCCGCGUGCAAGAUCCCGGGCAUCUUAUCACCUAUACUUUGGAUAGGGGAUAAGAUGUCUAAGCACCGGAGAACCCCUUUAAGCUGAUACAGUGCUCUCUGCUGCCUUCUCUGUCUCUGUCAGAGAAAGAGAGCUUCAGCUCUUGACAGUUCCUCAAACAGACAGAGGUGGCAGCAGAGAGCACUGUAUCAGACCGACAAGAACUGCAAGGCUUUUUCCAUGACAUGCGGCAGCUGAUAAGUACUGGAAGGCUUAAUUCUUUAUGUAAAUGUAACUUACAAAUCUGUAUCACAUUCUGGUACCAGUUGAUUUAAGGACAUGUUUUUCUUUUCUCUGAAAAACCCCUUCCAGAGUAAAAAGUUGCAAUUCACUAUAGGUGCCUUUUACACACUGUGAUGGUUGCUUCCAAUCAUCUAAAUGUGUAAAUACAUGCCUCAUGCAGUUUAACCACCCAUGUAGACUUAGGUGCCUCUACUUGUGACCAUGAAUACUAUUUUAUUGCAGUAAAGUGACAAAUUUUCCAAAUUAUUAAUAUUUACAAGUAGGCACGUUAUGUUGGAAUUCUUUUGCAUGAGGUUGUAAUGUAAUGGUGACCGAAAAAUCACCAUGACUAUAUGUACAUGUUGCCAUACCAAUGUCAACUGCAUAGAUAACUUUGAAAUAUUUAGGCACAUGUGGACUGUGGAGGUUUUUACUGCUGGGAAGAUACAUGGGGAGACUUUUUAACCAGUGGGUUUGCCUAAAGCAUACAAUCAGAUAACAUAUAUGACAUGUAUAAAGCAGUUUGGAGAGCGAAGGGUGUGUUGAAUCCUUAAUGAGCCUUAUGUCAGUAUGCUACCCAACAAGAAGGUAUGAGACAGAAACCAUAUAGGGCCAGAUUUAUCAAUGUGUCUGAAAUUAUUUUUGUCUGGUUUUGCCCUUAGCGACCAAUCACAGCUCAUCUUUCAUUUUACAAGAGCUUUUUAGUAUAUAAAAGCUGUGCUUUUAUAUCCUAACAUAAUUUCAUGCAGAUGUACAAUUCCAGGCCUAUAUGGAAGCUAAUUCAGAAUCCUAAACAAUCCAGAGGCUUUCCAUGUAACACUCCUGUCAUGAAAUGGGAAAAGUACAUUUUCACAUGUACCAAAGACAUUGGAAACAAAAACUGGAGGGAUUUGCCCAUAACAACCAGGAUUUCAUUUUACCAGAGCUUGUUAAGUUAUAAAAGCUGAACUGUGAUUGGUUGUAAUGGGCGAAUCCAGUUUUGUCUCAGACUUAAAGGGGUACUCCGGUGGAAAACGUUUUUUUUUUUUUUUUUUUUUUUUUUUUUUAAUCAACUGGUGCCAGAAAGUUAAACAGAUUUGUAAAUUGAAAAAAAAAAUAGGGUAUGUGCAGCUCACAGUAUAAAUUAAUCGAGGCUAAAUGGAAAGUAUUUACACCAAAUAAAAUACUAGUACAAAAUAAUAUAUAAGGGAAAAAAAGGG